This is a messenger RNA of Ruditapes philippinarum (Manila clam), 1228 nucleotides long. RefSeq names its product U11/U12 small nuclear ribonucleoprotein 25 kDa protein-like. The record is from RefSeq and is a predicted model, not a curated record. Gene Ontology annotation, cellular component: U12-type spliceosomal complex. Gene Ontology annotation, biological process: mRNA splicing, via spliceosome. The coding region runs from base 257 to 739 and encodes 160 amino acids. The transcript has 5 exons. Gene Ontology annotation, molecular function: protein binding. Lineage: Eukaryota; Metazoa; Mollusca; Bivalvia; Venerida; Veneridae.
AUUUAAGCACACCAUUGUAUGGACAAUUAUAUAUGAUGAUAACAUAUGUUAUUUUAGACUCUCAAGAUUCCCAGAGAGUGUUUAACAACAAUUUAAUGUGUAAAUGAUGAACCCUUUUAUACUUUGAGCAUUAGAUACAACUAAAUAUCAAUACAAUACGUUUGCCAUUGAACCUAUAUCGUUCAUUCGUUGAGAAUUUAACUGGUCAAGUUGAUGAUAUUGUACUUUACACGUUAUUACUCUCUUACUUAAUGGUAUGGAAUCUGAGGUCCAGCAGGAUAAGAUUCGCACGGAAAUUGCAAACAAUGACGAUCAGAACUUGUCACAUACUGAAGCUAUGUCCAAAGUGAAGAAAGGUUUAGCUGAUAUUAUACAGAAUGACCCUCUGUUGUGUGACUUACCACCAGAGAUUACACUUGAUGAGAUAAACUCACAAGUUGCACUCGAGUAUGGCCAGGCAAUGGUUGUGAAUAUCAGAAGAGCAGAUGAUCAAGUCAUGGCUGUUGUUGUGACACAGAAUGCAACAGUGUUAGAUUUGAAGCAUGCAAUUAAACGUCAUUUUCUACUGAAGCAGUCUCGUGAAGGUGGGACUACACAUCUAAGCUGGAGAUAUGUAUGGAAGAGACAUUGGUUAUAUUUUGAUGGGCAGAAACUCACAGAAGAUAACAAAAAAUUGAAAGAGUACAAUAUAAGAAAUAAAGAUGAAGUUACAUUUGUGAAGAGAUUAAAGGAGAAAUGAUCAUGAUAGGCGUAAAGUUUAUGGAUUGAAAUUAAAUUCAACAACAAAGUGCAGUGGCUUCAUGGAAUUGGAUAUAUGUAGCAGAAUAUGAAUCUGUUUGAAUUUUGAAAAAGAAUACAAAAGAAAUAUGUAUAUUUCUGUAUGCAGAAAAUCGUUGCUAAGCAGUUAAAACCCUACUUAAAAUAAUUUGUUCCGGAAUAUCAUUUACUUUGUACAUACUAUAUUCAUGUGUGUUAAAUUAACAGAGAAAUUCUGUGUUACAAUUCCUUCAAAAAAUGGACCAAAAGAUCAUGGAAAUAGCAGAGCUUUAGCUGUUUAUGAAUUUUAUAAAAAAUAUUUCCAUAAGAUAUACAUAUGAUGUGACAGAAGUUGUCAAGUUCAGGAAAAUGUUGUUGUGUCAUAGUUUGGAGACAUUUCUGUUGAAAACAAGUUCAAUCAUAUAUCCAUAAAUGCACAGUGUGUUAACUGGAGUGCAGGUAUUAGGUAUAG